UUAGAAUUACGAAACCGUUAAUUCAAAAAACCCUCAGACCACCGCCUCCUGUUUGUAGGAAAGGUAUAGUGAGAUUGUUCAGUCGCACUGUUAUUAUUUGAUUCGGGUGUACAGUCGGAGGAGGAAGCGGUUUGAAAUAGCUUCGUCUUUUUAUAACCGCCAUAUCUUUAGUGGAAUAAAUGGGAUUUAUCAUUGCUAGGAUUUGCAACUGAUGCUGUUACUGCUCAUGAUUGAAGCGCCGCGAUCAUUGUUUCCUCGUUUGUUUUGAUCUACAGCUGAUAGCCAGACAGACAACAUGUCGCAGCGAUACCUAGACUCGAUUCGUAACCCACAGCCGUACCCUGCUUCAGAUACGGACAACGCUCCUAGUCGAUCACAUACACCUGUUGCUGGUCCUAGGAACUACUCCACCCCCAAUAAUCCCCCUAGUCGUUCCAGAACACCCGCUUCGGUCUUAGAACUGACCAACCCUAAGCCUUACCCUAGCGCUCAGGCUACCUAUGCUAACCCAGUUCUGAAGCCGACGGCGGUCAAGGGCGGAGAUAACCAGGCAUACUACCACGAUGAUGAUGACAAACCGAAAAACAAACGUCUGACGAAGACGAGAAGCACACCACGGGGGACGCCGCCCGGUAGUGAUGCGGAGACCAGAUAUGCUCAGCCUACCAAUGGUUAUAAGGGAGGCUCUAUGUCCAGUAUUAAUCUUGCCUUACAGGUAGCUGAUGGGCAACCAAUUAAGAGAGAGACAGCGUUCGAUGUGGAGGCCGGUCCCAACCCUACUCCAAGAACAACCAGUGUCGACAGCAGACCCAAGGCUGCCUCGAGUGCCUUGGGUUCGAAACCCAUCAAUACGACGAGUUCAUCGCAUCCUAUGACAACCAGGGAAAAGAGAGAAAAGAUGGCCAGAGCUGGGGGGAAAGAUGAGGAGGAUUGGUAUGAUGAUGAUGAUGAUGAAGUUUGGUAUAAACGACAUGAAAAGCUUCUAUGGAUCCUCUGCCUCGUGUUCUUCCUGGUGGUAAUCUUCUUCGCAAUUGGCCUUGGCCUGGGUCUAAGAAAUCGAGGUUCCGGGUAUUCAGCAGGUAUCUUCGCUAAUACAGCAGGAGAGGAAUGCAGAUUCUCUUGCCGAAACAGAGCUCAAUACACCAGCAGGUCAUCCAAUCCCUUGAUCGUGUUCGCAGUAGACGGCUUGCCCGGUGAUCUAUUCAAUGUUGAACAGGACUACGCAAGAAAUAUCAAAAGAAUGAGUCAAUGCGGUGUUCAUUCGCGCGAUGUGGUUCCAUCCUUUGCGAGUACAACUUAUCCCAAUCUAUGGACGAUUCUUACUGGCCGCUACCCAGAGAAUCAUGGAGUAAUAUCUGAUUACAUCCGUAGUACUGUCAGAUCGUCUCGUGUAUUCGAACCCAGAGUCUCGCAAGAAUAUCUCGACGAGAGUCAGUGGUACAAGGCCAAACCAUUAUGGCAGACUGCCCGUGAGCAAGGCGUGAUAACAGCCAGUCAUUCAUGGAUCGGUAAUAACAUGCAAACCUACAAUAAUGACGAAGGACAGACCAUUAACAGCAAACCAAACUACUACCAAAGAUACAGCUCAAGCCUGAGUGCCCAGGAUAUGAUUGAUACAGUCAUGAGAUGGAUAGAACAAGACGAUGUCGAAAAAAUUCCACAGUUCAUCUCUGUAUACUUCAAUGAGCCUGGCGAUACAAUCAGACAAUAUGGAUACAACUCACCAGAGGCUAAUGUAGCACUCAUGGAGGUUGACAUGGCCAUUGGAAGCCUGUUCGACUUCUUGUACGAUCGCCAAGAUUUGGGAUGUUUCAACACGAUGGUGCUCUCCCCAUCGGCACUGGUGAAUACAACCUGCGGUAACGGCAAUAGCAAUGUCAAGUUCUUAGACCAAGAGUUACCCAACACACGUGGUUUCGAGAUGACGCCUUCCUAUCUAAACACAUUUGCUAGCAUUCAAGUCAACGAUCUUGAUGCUGACGAUGCACGUGAUACAAAUGAAGAGUUAGCAGCCUAUUUGAAGUGCCGUUUUACUGCUGAAGGAUCUGUAUACACACGCGAUGACCUACCGGCUAGAUAUCACUACUCAUCAGACAUGAUACCAGAUGAUGUCUACGUUCUGAUGAAAGAUGGAAAGUCGUUUGCCAUGACUCCUACAAACUAUGAACAGCAGAGUUGUCAGUAUACCAGCGAUGGAUAUGAUCCUAGUGAGGUCGAAUCAAAGGCAUUGUUCGUUGGUUUUGGAUUGAGCUUCAGAGAGAAUUAUCGCGCUUCUGAAUUCGAUACCAUGGACGUGUACAAUCUCAUGACUAAGCUCUUAGGGGUGACCGGCGAACCCAACAACGGUACAGAUGGUGCCCUGGACCACAUGUUAAGGAGCCCUGGAGUCUUCCCCACGAUGUCCAUGGAGUUCGCUCUUGAAUCCACCUGUACCUUCGCUAACCGUGAUAUGGCAGCUUAUGAUACCGGGUGCACCUGUGCCCCUGUGAAUCAGAACGGACCCACGGCUAUGGAGAGACUAGAACAGGUCGUCAUGACUGCUUCGAGUAGCUCAGCCGUUCGUCAUAUCCCGUUUGGUGCACCCAGCCUUCUUUCCUCCGUUAACCCAGACUCGAGCUCCUGUAAGCUCUAUCAAAGCAGCUAUGUGAUGGUUUAUGAUAAGACACUCGCUAUCAGCAAAUACGCCUCAUUUACAUUGACACCUGGGUUCAACACGGUAACCAUGCCAACCAACUGCAUCAUCACUGAUACUCGUCUUGCCGUAGGGGAGAAUCCUAGCUGUGAUACCUAUGGUCCAUUAGAAUCUAUAUCUCUGGCUCCAGACAUUCAACAGUCAUUCUUGCUCCAACCAGAGCUGUCAGUAGGAAGUGCAGAUGCUGGAGUCAUAACAUCAAACAUCAUACCAAUCUACUCCAUGUUCGAAGCAGAUAUAUGGGAUCAACUGACUGGACUCUAUCGCACAUGGGCCAACCUUGGAUCAUCGAGGAGCAUCAACAUCGUCCAGGGACCCAUCUACGACUUCAAUCGCGAUGGCGUAGCUGAUCCUUUCUCUCUUAUUUCAUCCUCUAAUGCCUGGGCCGGUCAGACUGUAGUUCCAUCUCAUUUCUUCAUCAUUGCUACACGGUGUGCAAACAAUACAGCUCUAGAUUCAUGUCCGGUAAACGGGGUUGAAACGAGUGCUUUCAUUCUACCGCACAACAACAUGGGAUUACCUUGCCAACAGACAAUUAGCCUCGAAGGUUAUCUUAUGGAGCACCGUGCGAGCGUCAUGGACGUAGAGCGCAUGUCAGGACUCACCUUCUUCUCUGAUUGGUCCAUGUCUGAUGACGUCAACACUAGACGAACCAUAACCCUCAAGAAGACAGAUAUUGCAUACUUGCCAUGGACGAACUAAAACAAAAAAUCAAGAGAAGUGUAAAGGUGAACAAGACUCUAAAUUGUCGGCGUUUGAAUUGAAAUAUCCAGAUGGACUCACCUUCUCGGCUGAAAUUAUCUUGCCUUGAACAGAUCUUCGGUAACUCUGCUUCUUUUCUGCCUUCUUACGAGCAUUGUUUCAUACAAGCUAUUACCAAUAACAAAUUACAGCCAUUGAUAUAAGCUACUGAAAUCACUGAAUAUGAUUGGCUGUUAGCAAAUUUCUUAGAAUGGUUACAGUCGUUAUUGAUAACAGGGCCCUGAUAUCAAUGGCGACGUCAUCGUUUUGGAAUUUUUUUGUGGAGAUACUGUGGAAGUGUAAAAUACAUUUUUUUAGAAGAAAAAAAAAGUCUUUCAAGCUUGUUAGACAAUAUUUCAGUUAGGAAUAUAGUCUAGAAAAAUAUUUUCUGUCCAUCUUAAUUUUUUAAGUAUAUGUCUUAUAUAUUUAUUGUGGCAUGGUGAACUUAUAAGUGUUCUUUCAAAAGUUUGAAGACAGGUCAUCAUUUUCAACUUUCAUUAUAUUUCAAACUGGUACAUGUAUUGGACACAAUAAUAAUGUUUUUUUUAUUCGGGAGAUUGAUUCCUUAUUCAGAACUAGGUGAUGAUAAGAAUAUGGUAUAAACUAGUUUAGCCUUUUAGCUGAAAAGAAUAUACCAUAACAAUGCUGCUAUUUAUAGAUUUUUAAAUAAUAUGUCUAUGUAAAAGGGGUAACCUGUUGACUAAAGAGAUACAAUGUAUUGGAUUUCUGAUGGGACGUGCAUUAAUAUUUAAAUACUAAUAAAAUGUGAAUAUUUGUCCAAAGUAUAUCACAUAACUGAUGAAUUGCCAUACCCACUUUAUGAAGGGAUACUUACAUAAUAUUGCAAAGACAACUGAGUAUCUAAUUGUUCAGUGCUUUGUGUUUUCUUGUUGAAAUUCAACAAUCCUAAACGCAUUUUCAGAGUAUGUUUAUGUAUGUGAAUAUGUAAUACAUAAUCAAUCUUUCCCAACAAUAUCGACACCUGUUUUUUUACAAUGCAGUAGAAUCACUAACGGAAUCUGCAGACACUGUGUUAAGUACUACGACUAACCAAGGUGUGCCAGCAAACUAUCGUUAUAUUCAUCUUUACAAUGGCUAAAAGUGCCAAAUUGAACCAUUUGUAUAUCAAAUAUUUGAUCACUGAUUUAAGAAUACUUCUGCUUUUUAUAUUAGUGCCGUGAAUUUGUAAUUCAUUGCUGCUUUUCAAGGUGAUGAAUUGAAUUAUCUUCUUCUUGUUAAAAUGUAAUAAUUGAAUAGUUUUAACAAUUCAAUAUGAUGAAAGAUUUAGCAAAAUGAAAUAUGAAGCAACUCUGUGUUUGAUUUGAAUUGAUUUGUUGUGUGUAUAUACUAUUUGCAUUUUUUCAUGAAGUUUAAUAGCAGAGCUUUGUAAAUAGUUCCAACCAAAUUUUCAACAUUCGUGUACUCGGUUUCUACUUUAUUACAAUUCGAGGACCCCAUUGAAUCUCUGAAAUUUCUGUUCUUUGUUGAUAAGACGAAUCACGGCACUUUGAAGACGCUCGCAAAACCUGUCAGAAAAUCAACUUAAGAGUCUUUCAACAGCCUUGAAAAUUACAAUGGCGUAUUACGUAAUCAAAAUAUAAUUUCUAUGGACAAUACAAUUGUGUAAGAAAACUGCCUUUAUGUUGAUAUUUGAAACUCUUUGCGAUCAUGUUUUGAUACGGGAUGGGCUAUUCCGGAUUGCAUCCUUGCGACUAAUCCGUUUUGGGUGUCCAAAAUUACUCAUGAAUGGUUUCAUAUUUUGGUCAUAGUUUCAUAUAGGAUAAAAGAAGGACAUAUAUAGCGAUGUAACAUUGUAUUGUUUUUAUAUAUUUGCCAAAUUAUACGAAUGGUGCAGGUUUUUUAUAUUGAGUGUAACAUGGACUAUUUGGAUAAAUAUUGACUACUUUGAUGAGAGCGGAGAUAUAGUGUAGGCAUACGUGCAUUCAUAGAUACAUUAAUACAUUAUCACCCUUCUUUUAUUAUAGAUCGUGAAUAUCUAUGUUAAGAACCUGAUUUGCGGUGUUAAAAGAAUGUUAUCUUCACUGCAAUAAUGUACACUUUGUAUAUCUUUAGCCUGAAUGAAAUAUUCAGUAAACAGAAAAGCCUUUUUA
Strongylocentrotus purpuratus (purple sea urchin) is the source of this 5544-nucleotide messenger RNA. Its product is annotated as venom phosphodiesterase 2. Gene Ontology annotation, molecular function: hydrolase activity; nucleic acid binding; metal ion binding. The coding region runs from base 296 to 3394 and encodes 1032 amino acids. The transcript is spliced from 25 exons. NCBI's taxonomy places the organism in Eukaryota, Metazoa, Echinodermata, Echinoidea, Camarodonta, Strongylocentrotidae. The record is from RefSeq and is a predicted model, not a curated record.